AUGGCUGGAUCUGUCAAUGACAGUAAUCUCAGACCUCUUCAAAAUGCUAUGCGACUUGUAAAGGCUGCCAUACAGCUGGAUGUGGGUAACAGAUGUAAGGAAGCAUACUGUGAAUAUUUGAGAAGUAUCAACUACAUCUCAAAUGCUCUACUCCAGGAUGCAGCUUUUAAAGCUGAAGGAGAGCUGGAGGAAGUGGAAGUGGAGAAGAUGGUGAAACUAGCUGAGCAGUGUUUAGAAAGAGUAAAGUCGUUCAUAGGAAAAAUAAAUGAAAUCUCUAAUACCUCUGCAACCACAUGCCAAGCAUCUUCUGUUCCACAGACUAGCACUCAUUUUUCUAAUACCCAGACCAGUAUAAAAGCAUCAGUGACCCCUCAUAAAGCAACAAUGAACUCAGAGAGUCCAAGUAAAACAGGCCUGACUGUGCAGAACUCUAGACACGGCAGAGUGCUCUCUGAAGGUGGGGGUGAAAAAUGUCCCUUCCUUUCACCCGAAAUGUUUCAGAAGCUCCAAGAAAUGGAGUCACAAGACUGCAAAAAAGAAUUAACUCCGAUUGAGGAGGCUUCCUGUCUUAACCAGAAAUUAAAGGCAAGUUAUGAGGCACGUCUAGCGAGACUCGCCCCUGGCCAGGCCACCCAAAAAACAUCACUGACGCUCUCUCUUCAGAGACAAAUGAUGGAGAACCUAAUUAUAGCCAGAGCCAGACAAGAUGCUCUCCAAAGAAAGAUGGAAGAGCGAAGACUCAGACUGCAGGAACAAGCCAACAUGAAGUUUUCAUCUUCUGUAACUAUGACACCUGAGGAACAGGAGCAGCGGGUUCUGUACGCAAAUAUAUUGGAAUAUGAACAAGAUCAUGAUUGGCCUAGAGUUUGGAAAGCUAACCUGAAAAAGAACCCAAAUGAUGCAACUUUGGUGUUUGGCCUGGUCAGCUAUCUUUUUAGUCGACCAGACCAUCCUGUCGUGAAGCUGUUAAAGAAGCUCCAGUAUCACGUGUAUAAUAGGCUGUACCCCAUAGUAAGUCAAAGUGUGCCUUCAAGUCCAAUGCCUGUUCACUCCAUGACCUUAAAGGCUUCACACAGCGCCCAGAGCCUGCUGCUUCCCCACAGCCCGCACAGUCAGCGCAAACCUGGUCUAGUCCACAGCCUGUCUGAUGCCUCCAUCUCCCUCUCAUCCUUACCUGACCUUAAUGCCAACGACACAGCAUGCAAGAUUGAUACAGAGGAAUUCCCAAUUCCAGUCCCUCCAGACCGGGAGAACUCUUUUGAAGAUUUGGAGCAGUUUCUGACCCAGCACGACUGGACUUCAGCUUCAGGUGCUGAUGAGAUGAUUUCUGAUACGACCUUUGACUCAACGCAUGGAGACUUUGACUGUCACAUUGAGGAUCUUGAGGAGCGGGCUCUGAAGGAACACCUAAAAGUUAUUGUUAAAGACAUUCAUAAUGCUAUUGAUCGGCUGUUGUCUCUGUGCCUGCUUUCUUUUGAAUGUCUCAACACUGCAAGCUCUAAAGACCAGUGUGUAGCAUGCAUAGAGGAGGUCUUCUUCACCCCAAUCUGGAGUCCUCUUUUGGCACUCUUUAGGAGGGUGCAUCGGGAUAGAGAGCUGGCUAUCGAGAGCAGUGUCAAACUGUACCAUAAUGCAUCACCUGGUGAUAUUGGUGUGGCAACCAAACUAUACCCUAAAGAACCAGCUGCCCUGCAUGGUUCCUAUCCAUAUGAGUGUGCAGUGCAGGAACUAAAAAUGCUGUGUACAGACUGCUGUCCACAAAAGAAGCUGGAAUGCAUAGUACGAACCUUGAGGCUUAUUUGUGCCUGUGCUGAGCACUACCGUCUCCUUCAGGAUAAUGAUCCAACGCCCAAGACAGCAGCCAUUGGGGCUGAUGAUCUACUGCCGAUCUUGUCGUUUGUGGCCCUCCGCAGUGAACUGCCUCAGCUGGUCUCUGAAUGUGCUGCACUGGAAGAGUUUAUCCAUGAGGGGUAUCUGAUUGGAGAGGAGGGCUACUGCUUAACCUCAAUGCAGAGUGCACUGACAUAUGUGGAAUCAUUGCACUUGGGUGGAUCCUUGCAGUAGGCUGCCAAACCCACCUGAGUCAGUGGUAAGAAGAUGAAUGUUCUACAAACUGCAUACUGCUCAGUUCUUCAGUCCAGGAAAUGAGCUCAUCCUUGCUCCUCAUCAGGGUUUUGUAAGAUGAAACCUUCACUUUCCAUUAAAUACAAAUUCUAAUGGAGGUUACAUUGGGUGACUUGGGAGCUCAGUCGGCUCAGAGACGUGAGAGCCUGAGAAGCUCCGAAUCCAGCUGUGUUAAAAAAUCAUGUCCCAGACCUGAGUGGAUUUAAGUUUAUGCCAGGAAGAGAAUUGGGUUGGGAAGUUCUGUGUAUAAUGUUGAAGUGCCAAGAAAUCUGAUUUUAUUCUUGUUAUUCUAUUAAUUUUCCUCAUAAAGUCCUCAUUUAAAAUGUUUUACUAGAAGUAUGUGGAAGUCUUUAACAUUUAAAGCAGCUGUCAUCCCAAAAGUAAACGGGCUACUGUUGAUGAAUUUUCAGGGUGUGUAUUAACACCGUUGCUUUGUUUAUAAUAAACUGUGUGCACCAAGGUGAAGACACUGCAAUCUGACUGAACUGUACUGAAUAAUGUGCCAUUAAAAAUAAAUGAAGGUGACUGCAUGCAUGAAAAAGCAGGCAGGUACACUGCUCACCACUGUAAUGUAAUGUAGUUGGAAGUAUUCUUGAGAAAUAACUUGAAGCAGAUAAGACUGUAUGAAGUAUACCAUGUUAAUUUAUAUACUAUUUGCAGACUUUAGUUUGGAAAAUAUUUGUGCGAAUAAUGAUCUGCCAAGUCACUAAUGCAGGUUGGAACAGAACGCAGUGAUAUUCUUGUGCUCUGCCAGAGCCUUAUACUAAAAAUAGAAAGUCACACGCAAACUGCAAUGAUAUGGGAGUGUCAGACAUCAGACUGAGAUAUCAAGUGUAGAUCUAGAAAGGUGGUUUUUAUGCAGCCUUUUCAUCAUGAUGGGUGAUCCUUUAUCAGCACUGAGAUGCAAGGCCCCUGUCCUCAUGAUCAGCCAAGGAACCAGUGAAUAGUCGUUAAACUGAACAUUUUAUUAUAGGCUUACAGGGUGUAAUUAUAAUAGUCCAUCAAACACAUUUCUCAACUUUACAUCUUAGGUUUUAUUAUUUAUGCUGCAAUAGGGUUUUUAUAUGCUAAUCUAAUUAGUCCUGUUUAAAUGACUGUCUGCUCAAAACUUAACUCCAACUAUGCGUACAUAUUCUUUUAUGGAUUUUUUUGAAUCUAUUGGAGAAAAAAAAAGAAAUUUGUAUUUAUUAUAAAAUAAAGAGUUGUCUGGAAAAAAAUCAACAGGUUAGUUAUGUCCAGUUAUUAUUUUAUACAUUUUAUGUGAUGCCUUUUUGUUAACAUUUAUUUUACUCGAGUCACAAAAUGAUUAGUAAGGGAAUUUUUUUUUUAAGUCUUAAAAACAGCUUGGGGGCAAUCCUGUAAUUGCUGUAGCAUCUAGCUACUAAUUCACUAUAAGAUAAAACUGGACUGUCUAAAACUGUGUUUAAAUUAUAAAAAUGUUUAUUCAGUUUAUCAUCUCUGUGACAAUGUAUUUUACAGUUGCUGCAAUGAUGAGUUAUGUUUGUGCUGUAUUGGUGCAAAUCACUGUUAAUGUGAGUUGACAAAGUAUAUUGGGUUUUCUAAUAA
Messenger RNA from Trichomycterus rosablanca, 3690 nucleotides. It is a transcript of the gene vps9d1, whose product is annotated as VPS9 domain containing 1. The coding region runs from base 1 to 2064 and encodes 687 amino acids. Gene Ontology annotation, biological process: vesicle-mediated transport. The record is from RefSeq and is a predicted model, not a curated record. Gene Ontology annotation, molecular function: small GTPase binding; guanyl-nucleotide exchange factor activity. Lineage: Eukaryota; Metazoa; Chordata; Actinopteri; Siluriformes; Trichomycteridae. The transcript is spliced from 16 exons. Gene Ontology annotation, cellular component: cytosol; endocytic vesicle.